GCUUCUAAUCCAUCUUGAUCCUCCUUGAGCGAUUAUGGUUUUCAUCUGUUAGAAUACCCUUUUCUUGCAUAAAGUAUUAUGAACAAGGAUCAUCAUAAUUGAAGUGGUUAUCUCCCUCAGCAGAUGAUGUUCUGACCAUAUAUUAGAGAAAAAUCAGUAGAUCACGUAGGAUUACGGGGAAUAGAGCAGCAGGGAGAAAAUUUGGUCUGAUACUAUGACAAAUGAUGAAUCUGGAAUCUGCACUUAGUCUUAAACUUGAUUUUUGCUAUAUCCCUAAAUUUAUUUAUUUGUUUAUCCUAAUUUAUGAUUUUCAUUUGCUGGUGCAGCCUUGUUACAGGCAGUGUCUUGGCUAGCUAUCUCAAUCCUUUCCCCAUCAAGCAUAUCAAUUUUCUCAAUGACCCUCUAUCUCCUCCUUGGUAAUCUUGGUGCUUCAAUAGUUGAGGUUGCAAAUGAUGCUAUUGUUGCAGAGACGGGAAAACGGCCUGGUUCAUCAGGUGAGCUCCAAUCAUAUGUUUGGAUGGCUUCCUCUGUUGGUGGAGUACUUGGAAACCUGCUGGGUGGUGUUGCUAUUUAUCAAUUCUCCCCCAAGACAAUGUUCCUUCUGUUUGGCCUUCUCCUAACCAUUCAGUUCUUGAUAACCAUUUUUGUUCGGGAAAGCUCCCUUAACCUUCCAAAGAGUCCGUCAGAUAUUGGGGUUAGAAAGCAGCUUUCAGAGCUCUUAGUUGCAUUGCGGAAACCUGAGAUUGCUCACUCAAUAGUGUGGUUUGCAGCCUCUUAUGCUGUAAUUCCAGUCCUGACAGGCACCAUGUUCUUCUACCAAGCGCAGUGUCUGAAGAUUGACUCAUCGGUUCUGGGGAUCUCAAAGGUCUUUGGCCAGGCAGCGAUGCUUCUAUGGAGUGUCCUGUACAAUCGACACUUGAAGUUGGUCCCUCCGAGGAAGCUAAUAUCAGCCAUUCAGGUCAUGAUGGCUGUCUUCAUGGUUUCAGAUGUGUUGUUUGUGAAGGAGAUUUAUCGGAAGACGGGGGUUCCAGACUCGGUUUAUGUUGUGAUUUUCUCAGGGCUUUUAGAGGUUCUCUUCUUUUUCAAGAUCCUGCCAUUUAGUGUUUUGGUACCACAGCUCUGCCCACCAGGGUGUGAGGGAUCUUUGAUGGCAUUUCUCAUGUCUGCCAUUGCCCUUUCCUUUAUAGUGAGUGGGUACCUGGGUGUUGCACUAGCUUCAUAUGUUGGAGUCACGGGUAAUGAUUUUUCAGGACUGCCACGUGGCCUCCUAAUACAGGCAGUAUGCACACUUGUGCCUCUCUAUUGGUCGUCUUGUAUUCCAGAUGAUGUGAAACCUAAAACAAGGAGGAAGAAAGAUUAGACUUGGUGGCAGUAGAUAAUAGAGCUAUGAAGGAGUAGAUCUCUAGUUUGUAUAUUUUCCCUUUCCUAUUAUUUAUUUAUUUAUUUUUAUUUUCACAUUUGUUGAUCGAUGCAGGAGCACUCUUGAAGGGUGCAGCAAGGUCACUAAAUAUCAAUGUGGAUGUAGGUCUGCUCUUCAUUCUUUUUAUUCAUGCUGUGAUACUCGGCAUGAAUGAAUACAUGUAGACUUGUAAACAUAUCGGUAAUCAUUGGGUUAUGCAGGGAUUUUGCAUUCA
Messenger RNA from Malania oleifera, 1634 nucleotides. RefSeq names its product probable folate-biopterin transporter 7. The transcript has 2 exons. NCBI's taxonomy places the organism in Eukaryota, Viridiplantae, Streptophyta, Magnoliopsida, Santalales, Ximeniaceae. The coding region runs from base 395 to 1360 and encodes 321 amino acids. The record is from RefSeq and is a predicted model, not a curated record.